Molecule: messenger RNA, 5018 nt
Organism: Amoebophrya sp. A25
Lineage: Eukaryota; Dinophyceae; Syndiniales; Amoebophryaceae
Source: the annotation of a GenBank genome assembly
CGAGAAAUGCAUUCUCUGAAGCAAACGCUGUACAGCGCUCGUAGCUGAAUUCAAUUCAUUGCAUGAUUACACGCUGAAUUCAUUUUGGUUUAUUUUUUGAGUCGUGUUUUCCCAUCGAAUCCAUGCCCAUGACCCAUUCGGAACGACGCUCCACCAACUGCGUAUAGCACGCACUGACUGCAUGCGCCCCUGCCCAGCGAGCCGUGACUGUUGCCGCGUUUAAGUGGCUUAUCUUUCGGAAAUGACGAGGGAAUAGCAGGAUAGAGCUGCGUUUGCAAUUGAGAAGAAUGUCGACGGCCUCCGGUGCCGAAGAUGAGGGGCGAACGAUCGGCCUCUUCAUCUUCGGCAUCGUUUGCCAUCUAUUUUAUGGAGCAGGUGGGUGGACUUGUUUCGCAUAUAAUCUUCAGGGGAGUAACCUCACAAAAGUGAGCUGUGGCGUCUUUUAGUCUAAUACAGAUGAGGCACUACAUCCUCCGUGUCCAUUCAGGAAGAUGCAACGGGCUACAUCAUUUUUAUAAACUUAAAGACACUUCUUCUUUCAUUCUCCGGGCAACACCGGCACUGCUCUCGGCCUUUGCCUGCAGAAACGAGCACAUUUAGACGACGAUGACGGUUGUGGUGCGCCAUACUACUAUAGCAAACGGUGGAUGUGGGGACUCUUUGUCUACAUGAGUGCACAAGUGCUCACCGCAUUAGCAUUUAUGUUCGCGGCACAAAGUGCGUUGGCGCCAUUAUUGCCGACUACGCUUGUCGCUAAUAGCGUUUUUGCGCGGACGAUAUUGAAAGAACAGGUAGCACAUUUAGACUUGAAGCUUGGAUCGUUUUGAUUCUUCUUUAUUCUGAGUUUCAUGAAGGUGCUCCUCUCAUGUAUAUUUUCAAGAAAUGCAGCCUCAGACUCUUGCAUAAUAUUCUUCAACUAAGCAGUAGUACCCCAUGCUUCAGCACAUGCAACUACUUAGACUACACACGACCGACUACAGAUAACGAAAUAUGAUGUCCAUGGGAUGGUAUUCAUUGCGAUUGGAGCUGGUCUCGUGGUCUCUGGCGCACCUGUCGUCGAUCCUCCUAGCGGGGAUCACCACGAUGAGCUGGACAACCUGUUUUUUGACUACCUAUUCGAGGGAGUGUUUCUUUACACUGCGUGCGUCAUCGUCCUCUGCAUUGUAGGAACGGUGAUAGUGGUUGGAAGAAAGAAGCAAGAGGUUGCGAAAACUCUCUCGGAGAAAGAGAACGAUGCUGGAAAAGUUCUGGAGUCCGUGGAGGGUGUAGUCAUAGGGCAUACGUUUUUGUCGGGCGUUUUCAGCGGCUUGACCGUGACGUUUUGCAGAUGUGUGUCUCUGGUUGCGAUAGACAUCAUGUCGAACGGGCGGACGGAUCAUUUGGCGGAUUAUCCGUUUUACAUCUUCUUCAUCCUGGCGUUGGGAACAGGAGUGUGGAUGGUGCGGGAGCUGAACAUGGGAUUAAUGCACUGAACAUUUUCUAUUUUCUUACGUGAUUUUUGCUUGCUAGUGUCUGUUCAUGCUCUGUAGAAGGUCUGCACCACCACAAUUGAUUCAGUUGUCUCCUCCUGUGCCGCGACUAAUCUGUGUCGGCUUUAGUCCGCUCAUUAUGAGUACGAAUAUUUACUCAACUUUCCCCGCCCAAUCUCAUCCUCGCACAGGUACGGCGACGCCACGACUGUCGUUCCAGUGAAUAUCGCCUUCAGCUUGCUUUUCCAGGUGUUGCUGGGGCAAUUUUACUGGCAAGAAUGGAAGAAGUUCGAAGAAGCUUGGUGGGUCGUUCUGUUCUUACUCGGCAUCAUCCUUUCUCUAGCGUCUGCCCUCUAUCCAACGUUGAUGCGACAAAAGAAACGACGAAGGCGCUUGUCAGGGAAUAACUUCGAUGCAACGGAGCUAGAGGAGGCGACUAUGAGUGCGGAUCAGAAGAAGAUGCAGAGUUUGAGAAAGCUCACUGUUGACACUACUCAGGUUAAGGGAGCAAUUGCGGAGGGAGGAGGCGAUGGUGAUCUCUCUCCUCAACAUACUAAGCGAAGAUCGUCUACUUACUCGUAGCAACCUGUACUUAUAAGCCACCAGGAGAGGGCGCUGUUUCUAUUAAUAUAUUAAAAAAACAAGCGUGGUCCACUUAAUGGAGCAGGUAGAUCUACUACUAGAUCGCUAAAGCAAAAAAUAGCUAUUGCCCAUUUCCCACACUUUCAGGUGCAGUCGGUACGCUUCCAGGGUAUUGCGGUAUGGUGGAGAGGAAGAAGAUUCUGGGUUUCGAAUUAGAGGCGUGGCCACAGUUUAGGAUAGGUAUUUGGUUUUCAGUUUCUAAUGUAGAUGCAUUGUACAAGAAUAGUUUUUGUUUUUCCUAAUUUAGAUGCAUAGUUUUUGUUUUCAUCCUAGUUAAGUCUGCUCUACCACAAAUAUAGAGGCAUUGUACAGCAAUCCCCUGAAGACAAAUGUCAUUUCUACAACAAUAUCUUCCACUACAACAGCUAGAGGUUAACUCCAUAGCAUCGAUCUCCAACAUCUUUUCAGGUGGCUCCCUCUGGCCUUCCGGUUCAUUGUUAGCCCAGUGGUUGAGAGAGAAUUCAGACCUUUUCCCCGCACAAGCAGACUACGUAGAAUUAGGUGCUGGCGUCGGACUCCCUUCCCUCGUUGUCACGCGGUAUUUGCAGCCACGACUAGUGACGUUGACGGAUUAUGCUGAUCUAGUGCCUCUGAUGCAGAAGCAACUCGAAUUGAAUUUCGAUCCUAGUGAGGAUAAAAAGGGAAAGGACCUUGGGGAGAACAAGAUAGCAGAAGAGGUGAAAGCAGAAGGACAAGCAACAGCAGAAGUCGUCCAGCCAGAUGCAGCGAAACAGCAAGAAGGAGGAACAGCAAGUGCGUCAUGCUCUACCGUAGUAAGUACUCGUCGCGAAGGAGCCGUCGUAGUCGGCCACCUUCAUGGCGGUGAUGGUCGUUUCAAUCCGCCGACCAAGGAAGCUGCUAGUAGUGGCUCGAGAGCGAACUCCAAGAAUAGAGCUGCUGCUAGUAGUGGAUCGCUGAACUUGCAAGUCGGUGGUUCCACCGCCAGUAGUUCGUGUAGUAGUAUACGAGACGACGCAAGCUGCAGUGGCGAAGAUUUCCAGACCCUAGUAGAGGCCAGACCACUAGAUUGGGCAAGCUGUACUGAGGAUUGUUACCCGUUACCGCAUAACCUGCGUGGCUACGAUUUCGUGCUAGGUGCAGAUAUAGUGUACGUCGAAGAGCAGGAUCCGCUGAUACAAGUGCUGGAGGCCUUUUUCGGAGGAGGGACGAACAAAAGUCCUCCAGCGGCGAACAACAGCAUUAGGGCGGUUGAUAUAUCAUCAAAUUAUUUAACCAGCACGAGUUGUCCAACAGCAGGAGCACGACAACUACAGUGUACUACAUCAACUAGCAAGGUUCCAACAGCAGCACAGCACCAUUCUACUACUGCUUUCUCAAUGUUGCCAGGAGGGCCACAGAUGAAUGCUGGACGCCGACGACCGCAAGCGUUGAUUUUGGCGUACCGUGAGCGCUCCACUGCAGAUCGCGAGUAUCUUGAGCAGAAGAUCCUUCCACGCUUUGCUCUCCGGGUGGGGUUUCGAUAUGACGGAGAAGUGAGCAAAUGCAUACUCGAUUGUGACGACGAAGAUGACAGAAAUUAUGAAAGUGCUUAAUGGUCUCAUGUUGUGGUUAAUAAUAUAGUUAGUAACUCAAGCUUAAUGGUCUCAUGUGCUUAAUAAUAUAGUUAGUAACUCAAGCUUAAUGGUCUCAUGUGGUUAAUAAUAUAGUUAGUAACUCAAGCUUAAAAAUGGUCUCAUGUGCUUAAAUAUUGUAGUACAUUUUUUGUUCUUCUACUCUAAGUAGGUCAGCCAGGGCUUUUAUCUUCUGCUUAAUUCUACGUACUACCUUGCUUCUAAGAUGAGGAUGACCGUCCUUCCUCUCACUCUUCUAAAUCCUCCUCGCUGCCAUGCGCCAAUUGGUCUCCGCCUUGAAGGAACGCGCAGGAGAGGGAGGGACUGGAACAGCGGUUGUUUCGCCAGAAGAGAUCAUAGUACAGGAAGCUGCCGAGGAUCAUGAUAAGCAGAUGGGUAGAACAAACGUCGGCACGACAGAGAUAUACGUGUUGGCUGGGUUUAGCUGAUGGAUUUUGUCGCGGUCUUUGGAAGAUCAUCUAGGUGAUGGAUUGUUUUGCUCAUCAUUCACGAACUCGUUUAGUGCUGGUUCUAGUAGUCGAGUUUUCGUGUUCUGCGCUUCUACGGCACACUCUGUUGCAAAUUGAGUGUUUUUGUAACUGAAGACUUUCAGUUUGAAUUUUGUUUGAAUGUGACGACAGAUUUUCAAUAUGACGACAGAAUUUCAGAAAUAUCCUGUGGCAUGGCUCUCCUUAGGAGGUACUGCGUCACUUGAUGGCCUCAUAAGUAGACACGUAUAGCUACACAAGAGGCACCAUGACAUGACAUAAACGCAGCUGCUUUUGACAACCUUAACUAAGGAUGCAUGGUUUUGGUGAGGAAGAUCAUCUUGUUUUCUAGUAUUUGUAACAGUUUUCUUGUGAGCUUAUGUUUCGGGUAAAGCUAAAGAAUCAAUGAAUGUUGGUACAACUGGUGAUGCGCAGAAUCAAUGAAUGUUGGUACAACUGGUGAUGCGCAGAGUCAAUGAAUGUUGGUACAACUGGUGAUGCGCAGAAUCAAUGAAUGUUGGUACAACUGAUGAUGCGCAGAAUCAAUGAAUGUUGGUACAACUGAUGAUGCGCAGCAGCUGCACGUAAAUCAUUUUUUAAGAGGAAGACCAGAACCAUUGAUUUUCUGUCAUAAUUCGAAUUUUCUUGAGAGCAGGAGCACCUUGAACACGGAGGCGCUUUCGCGCUUGUUUACUAUUUUCUUGUACGCAGAGAUAUGAAGGUUCGCCGCGUAUCGAACGUAGGGAGCCCAGAUGAAAAUACUCAUGUCAUACUUGAGUUCCUAGUAAACAUGCAUCUCACACUCACUCAUCGCGUGGAGGUUGUAAGAAACCGACGAGUUCUUCUGC